Messenger RNA from Elephantulus edwardii (Cape elephant shrew), 1506 nucleotides. RefSeq names its product solute carrier family 7 (amino acid transporter light chain, L system), member 5 (gene SLC7A5). Lineage: Eukaryota; Metazoa; Chordata; Mammalia; Macroscelidea; Macroscelididae. Gene Ontology annotation, cellular component: membrane. Bases 1 to 1506 code for a protein of 501 amino acids. The transcript has 10 exons. Gene Ontology annotation, molecular function: neutral L-amino acid transmembrane transporter activity; L-amino acid transmembrane transporter activity. Gene Ontology annotation, biological process: neutral amino acid transport; amino acid transmembrane transport. The record is from RefSeq and is a predicted model, not a curated record.
AUGGCGGGCCCGGGCCCGAAGCGGCGCGCGGCGGCGGCCACGCCGGCCGAGGAGCAGGAGCGGCGGGCGCAGGAGCAGAUGCUGGCGGCGGGGCCCGGGGACGGCGAGGGCGUGACGCUGCAGCGCUCCAUCACGCUGGUCAACGGCGUGGCCAUCAUCGUGGGCACCAUCAUCGGCUCGGGCAUCUUCGUGACGCCCACCGGCGUGCUCCGGGAGGCCGGCUCUCCGGGGCUGUCGCUCGUGGUGUGGGCCGCGUGCGGCGUCUUCUCCAUCGUGGGCGCGCUCUGCUACGCCGAGCUGGGCACCACCAUCUCCAAGUCGGGCGGCGACUACGCCUACAUGCUGGAGGUCUACGGCUCGCUGCCCGCCUUCCUCAAGCUCUGGAUCGAGCUGCUCAUCAUCCGGCCCUCGUCGCAGUACAUCGUGGCGCUGGUCUUCGCCACCUACCUGCUCAAGCCGCUCUUCCCCACCUGCGCGGUGCCCGAGGAGGCGGCCAAGCUGGUGGCCUGCCUGUGCGUGCUGCUGCUCACGGCCGUGAACUGCUACAGCGUGAAGGCCGCCACGCGGGUCCAGGACGCCUUCGCGGCCGCCAAGCUCCUCGCGCUGGCCUUGGUCAUCCUUCUGGGCUUCGUGCAGAUUGGGAGGGGUGAUGUGUCAAACCUGGACCCCAGGUUCUCAUUUGAAGGCACCAAGCUGGAUGUGGGCAACAUUGUGCUGGCCCUGUACAGCGGCCUCUUUGCCUACGGGGGAUGGAACUACUUGAAUUUUGUCACAGAAGAGAUGAUCAACCCUUACAGGAACCUGCCCCUGGCCAUCAUCAUUUCACUGCCCAUUGUCACUCUGGUGUAUGUGCUCACCAACUUGGCCUACUUCACCACGCUGUCCACCGAGCAGAUGCUGGCGUCCGAGGCUGUCGCUGUGGACUUUGGGAACUACCACCUGGGCGUCAUGUCCUGGAUCAUCCCCGUCUUCGUGGGCCUGUCCUGCUUCGGUUCUGUCAACGGGUCCCUCUUCACGUCCUCACGGCUCUUCUUCGUGGGGUCCAGGGAAGGUCACCUGCCCUCUGUCCUCUCCAUGAUCCACCCACGGCUCCUGACCCCCAUGCCGUCACUUGUGUUCACGUGUGCCAUGACCCUGCUCUACGCCUUCUCCAAUGACAUCUUCUCCGUCAUCAACUUCUUCAGCUUCUUCAACUGGCUGUGCGUGGCCCUGGCCAUCAUCGGAAUGCUGUGGCUGCGUUACAAGAAACCCGGGCUGGAGCGGCCCAUCAAGGUGAACCUGGCUCUGCCCGUCUUCUUCAUCCUGGCCUGCCUCUUCCUCAUCGCCGUGUCUUUCUGGAAAACGCCGGUGGAGUGCGGCAUCGGCUUCGCCAUCAUCCUCAGCGGCCUGCCCGUCUACUUUGUCGGGGUCUGGUGGACAAACAAGCCCAAGUGGCUCCUUCAGGGUAUCUUCUCCACCACGGUCUUCUGUCAGAAGCUGAUGCAGGUGGUCCCUCAGGAGUCCUAG